CUCAGCAUUUGUGAAUGUUCAAAUUUGCAGAACGCACCAUGAGAGCAUUAAACAAACUCCGAUCCAUUGAUUCCUAUUUCCUUUCACAAUCUCAUCAUAUUUUUCAUCUUUCUACUUCCUCCAAGUCAUCAAAACUUUCCCACCCUCACAAAACAAUAAAACAACUUUCCAACUCAGACACUGAACCAUCUCGUGCACUUUUCAACGAGAUCACUGAGAUUUUAGGUGCUGAUAACGUAAUCCAUGAUCAUUCCCCAUCUGGGUUUUUGUUUCCCCUCGAAGUUCGCAACACCAAAGUUGGUUUUAUGGAUCAGCAUGAUUGCACCAAAUCUGUUUGUGAAAAUGCCGUUGAGAGUGUUGUACUUGGGAAAGACGAAAACUUUCCCGUUUUGGAAGAUACCCAAUUGGUUCAAAUGGGAGAAGAAGAUAUGCGCCGAAUGGUGGGUGAGAUUACCGAAAUAAUUCGAGCGGAAAAUGGUUCUAUUUCUGUCGAAGAGCGGUUAGAAAAAAUGGGUUAUGAUGAGUUGAAUGUUGAGGUUUUUGACAGAGUUUUGAAAAGGUGCUUCAAAAUGCCAUGUUUGGCUUUGAGGGUUUUCAAUUGGUUGAAGAUUAAGGAUGGUUUCAGUCACACGACACAGACUUAUAAUACCAUGCUGUGCAUUGCAGGAGAAGCUAAGGAGUUUGGGUUGGUGAAGAAGUUGGUGGAGGAAAUGGAUGAGUGUGGAGUUCAAAAGGAUGUUAAUACGUGGACCAUUCUCAUAUCUCACUAUGGGAAGGCUAAGAAAAUCAGUGAAGCAUUGUUGGCUUUUGAAAAUAUGCAAAAGUGUGGCUGUGAACCUGAUGCAGUUUCGUUUAGAACGGUGAUUCGUUUGCUUUGCAUUUCGGGUAAGGGUGAUAUUGCUAUGGAGUUCUAUAAGGAUAUGGUCCGGAAAGACAUUGCACUUGAUGAUGUGAGGUUGUAUAAGAUGCUUAUGAACUGUUUGGCAAAAUCAGGAGAUGUUGAAGCUGUUAGUUUGCUCGGAAAUGACAUGACGCGGUUGUGUCUGAUGCCGGAAAACAGUAUUCUUGGAUGUAUGCUGAAGAGCUUUUGUAUUUCUGGGAGGAUUAAAGAGGCUUUGGAAUUGAUUCGCGACCUCAAAUAUAAAGAUGUAGUUCUUGAACCUGAAUAUUUUGAGACCUUGGUGAGAGGGCUGUGUAAGGCUGGCAGGAUAUCAGAUGCUUUAGAGAUCGUUGAAAUUAUGAAGAGAAGGGAUAUUGUUGAUGGGAACAUUUACGGCAUUAUCAUAAGCGGGUAUUUGAGCAGAAAUGAUGUUCGCACGGCAAUUGAUUUGUUUCAAAGCAUGAAAGAAUCCGGUUAUGUGCCUAUGAUUUACACAUAUACAGAACUGAUUCAGCAUCUUUUUAGGUUGAGUAGGUAUGAAGAAGCUUGCAUGCUGUAUGAUGAGAUGCUGGGAAAAGGAAUUAAACCUGAUAUUGUGGCUAUAACAGCCAUGGUUGCAGGUCAUGUUUCCCACAAUCGUAUAUCCGAAGCAUGGAAAAUUUUCAAGAGUAUGGAAUUACAAGGCAUCAAGCCUACAUGGAAAUCAUAUUCGGUAUUCAUUAAGGAGCUUUGCAAGGCUUCAAGGACUGAUGACAUUGUCAAAGUGUUGUACGAAAUGCAGGGUUCAAAGAUUGUAAUCAAAGAUGAAGUAUUCGAUUGGGUUAUAACUUACAUGGAAAACAAGGGAGAGCUUGCUUUAAAAGAGAAAGUUCAGCAGAUGCAUACAGCAUCAAAACUCGAUCCUGAAAAUUUCAACGAUUUGGAAAAACAAUCGUCAUCGAGAAAUAAGGUGGAAGAAGAUACAGGAGUCGGCCAAUCAAAGUCAGAGAAGAUAGAUUGCUCGUUACUACAUCCAAUUCUUAAGACUUACAGUGACCAAGAUGUUGGCGAUAUCUGUAAGAUUCUUUCAUCCUCUCUAGAUUGGUCUUCAAUCCAAGAAAAGUUGGAAAAAAGCAGCAUUCAGUUCACACCAGAAUUUGUUAUGGAGAUAUUGCAAAUAUGUGGUAUGCAUGGCUGCACUGUGCUAAAAUUUUUUUCAUGGGUAGGAAAGCAACCCGGCUACAGACACACAGCAGAAUCAUACAACAUUGCAAUCAAAAUUGCAGGCCAAGGGAAAGAUUUCAAGCACAUGCGCAGCCUAUUCUAUGAAAUGAGAAGAAACGGUUAUCUAAUAACAUCAGAAACAUGGACAAUCAUGAUAAUGCUUUACGGCCGAACAGGUCUAACAGAGAUGGCCAUGAAUUGUUUCAAUGAAAUGAAAGCCGGCGGUAAUAGCCCGAGUAGGAGUACAUACAAGUAUCUGAUCAUCGCCUUAUGCGGUAGGAAAGGAAGGAAAGUUGAUGAUGCUCUCAAAACAUACAGUGAGAUGAUUAGUUCAGGACAUGUCCCUGACAAAGAAUUGAUUGAAACUUACCUUGGUUGUUUAUGUGAAGUUGGAAGAAUCUUAGAGGCUAGAAAAUGCAUAGAUUCACUUCAAAGAUUUGGCUACGCAGUUCCUCUUAGCUACUCGUUGUUUAUCAGGGCUCUUUGUAGAGCUGGAAAAGUUGAAGAAGCAUUAGCAUUAAUCGACGGGGUUGGACCAGAGAAAUCGAUUGUAGAAAAGUUAACGUAUGGAAGCAUUGUUCAUGGUUUAUUACACAAGGGUAAAUUAGAAGAAGCACUAGCCAAAGUGCAUGGCAUGAAACAAGAGGGAAUAACACCUACCAUUCAUGUUUACACAUCUUUAAUAGUUCAUUUCUUUAAAGAGAAAAAGAUAGAAAAAGCUAUUGAGACUUAUGAUGAAAUGCAAAAAUCAGGUUAUGAACCAAAUGUUGUUACAUAUUCGGCGCUUAUACGCGGAUACAUGAACAUGGGGAGGCCUAAUGAUGCAUGGAAUGUGUUCUACCGUAUGAAAUUUAAAGGACCAUUUCCUGAUUUUAAAACAUAUUCUAUGUUCCUUUGUUGUUUGUGUAAAGAUGGAAGAUCUGAAGAAGCAAUGAGACUUAUUUCUGAAAUGUUGGAGAGUGGGAUUGUUCCAAGUACUAUUAACUUUAGAACAGUUUUUUAUGGGCUGAAUAGAGAAGGGAAAUACGGUUUAGCUCAAGUUGUGUUGCAACAAAAAUCAGAACUAAUUAGAAAGCGCAAACUUAUAACUUGAUUUCUUUUUCUAUGCAUGGUUGAGAUGGGUGAUUGCAGAGCGUCCUAAUUUUGGAGGGCAGACAACUUGUUUUUUGACUUUGUAAUAUCAUAUUAAAAUUAAAUUUGUUGAAGAGAAAAUGUACUACAUCUUCAAUGAAAGAAAAAGGAAUAGCUAGUUUGAAAAGCAAAAAACUUUAAAGAACAAUGAGGAAAGUAAUUGGA
This is a messenger RNA of Cicer arietinum (chickpea), 3379 nucleotides long. Its product is annotated as putative pentatricopeptide repeat-containing protein At5g06400, mitochondrial. The record is from RefSeq and is a predicted model, not a curated record. Gene Ontology annotation, molecular function: protein binding. NCBI's taxonomy places the organism in Eukaryota, Viridiplantae, Streptophyta, Magnoliopsida, Fabales, Fabaceae.